AUGGUCGUAUGUAAGUUCUUUCAACAAGGCUACUGUCGAUAUGGACAAAAUUGCAGAUUUGAACAUAUUUACGGUUCUAAAUACUCAUAUCAUGCAAGCUCGCCAGUCCAAACACAACCAGCGCAGACUGCAAAUAUCUGCACCGAUGACCAGUUAGUCAACCAAGUACAGUCCGAUAUCCUUGCAGCACUCAAAGGUGGUCAGUGGAUACUUUCUAGCUAUGCCCCAUUUAAAGAGAAGCCAGCAUAUCCAGGGCUGUCUGACCUUUCACCUGAAGAAGCCCGCUUGUUUAUAUAUGAAGCUAGGGCUAACAACACUGUUGAUCAAGCUGUAGCUUACAUGGACAAUCUAUUUAAAGAAACCAGGUAUAAAUAUGAACAGUUACUACAGCCAACUGCUAACACAAUUAAAAUCUUGAGGAGUCUGUACAAGGGAGAAGUGGUGUCUCCACAGACAGCAGCUGAAACGUCAGCAUUUGCGACAACAAACGGUUCAGCGUCCUCCAUUUUCAGAAAUGCUUUAAAUAGUGCACCUGUGAUGCAAAAUGCUAACACUUCUAUUUUCAAUCAAAAUGCCAAUCCAAGCAUAUUUGGUGGUCCAGCUCAAGAUGUAGCAGCAGCAAAAUCGAUUUUUGCCCAAGCAAACCAAGCAACAUUUGGACAACAGAUUACAAGCUCCAGUUUCUUCCAAACAAACCCAAAUGAAACCACACCCAAGUCUUUAUUUGCACAAGAGAACCAAAAGCUGUUUGGUACCAAUCAAACAACUUCAAAUAACCCCGCCAGUAUCUUUGCAAGUGCAACACAAAGUAUAUUUGGCAAUCCGAAUGAUACAUUUGGACAGAAUAACACACCAUUUCAAAGUCAACAAGGUAAUAUUUUCCAAAAACCAGAUCAGCCAAAAGCUGACAUUUUCCAAAGGGCAGAGCCACAAAAUAUAUUUGGCAUGGCCAACAAUAUAUUUGAACAAAAGUCUAACACAGUUGAUGAUAAUGUGUACAGCAAACUAGAGGAAUUGUCGCAGGAUGAUUUAGAAGCUUUUAAGAGUAAUGAUUUCAAAUUAGGUUUUGUACCAGAAGUUCCACCACCACAGUCACUAUGUGUUUAA
Messenger RNA from Parnassius mnemosyne (clouded apollo), 1107 nucleotides. NCBI's taxonomy places the organism in Eukaryota, Metazoa, Arthropoda, Insecta, Lepidoptera, Papilionidae. The record is from the annotation of a GenBank genome assembly.